This is a messenger RNA of Mycotypha africana, 432 nucleotides long. Its product is annotated as mitochondrial ribosomal protein S25. The coding region runs from base 1 to 432 and encodes 143 amino acids. The transcript has a single exon. Gene Ontology annotation, cellular component: mitochondrial small ribosomal subunit. Gene Ontology annotation, molecular function: structural constituent of ribosome. NCBI's taxonomy places the organism in Eukaryota, Fungi, Mucoromycota, Mucoromycetes, Mucorales, Mycotyphaceae. The record is from RefSeq and is a predicted model, not a curated record.
AUGGCUUACCGAGCACAGCCACAAAUCAUAGCGCGCCAUGUCAACAAUUUACUAAAAGCUAAUCUCUUGAAAGAGCCGCCAGUGUGGCUUUCUGCCGUUCAAGCGUAUCCCCCUGGACCCAGUAUCGUUCGUGCUAAAAACCCUGAAGUCAACGUAUCAGGCCAAACAGAAAUCGAACAACAAUUAUUCUCUAAACCACCACCUAAACAGCGAAUUCGUUAUUCAUCAAAACAUGUUCGUACACGUGCACCGAAACCUUUGCCCAUCAUUUAUCCUGAAGAUCGCUUAAGAAGACAGUUUUACAGAGAUCAUCCUUUCGAAUUGUCAAGACCCAAAGUGUUGGUAGAAGAUGAACAUGGUAUCAAUAGAACCGAUUUUAGUAAACUCUUGUUGGAUGGUAUGCAUCCUUCCCAGAUAGACGGUGAAGCGUAA